AUGUAUAGAUUAAGUAACACAGUGAUAGGUUUCUUGAAUCUUUUCACUCUCUUAGCCUCAAUCCCAAUCAUUGGUGCUGGUUUAUGGAUGGCAAGAAGUAGUACAACCUGCGAAAGUUUCCUUCAGACACCACUUCUGAUCGUGGGAUUCAUAAUUCUUAUAGUAUCACUUGCUGGAUUCAUUGGGGCUUGUUUUCAUGUUGCAUGGGCACUUUGGGUGUAUCUGGUUAUGAUGUUGUUGCUUAUAGGGACUUUGUUAGCCUUGACUGUGUUUGGAUUUGUCGUUACGAGCCGGGGUGGUGGUGCCGUGGUGGCCGGUAGGGUUUACAGUGAGUUCCAUCUUGAUAAUUAUUCUUCAUGGAUGAGGAAAAGGAUUAAGGAUCCUCAUUAUUGGAUGACUGUUAAGAGUUGUAUCUUGGGUUCAAAGGCUUGUGCUAAGGUUGUUUUGUGGACCCCUUCUGAUUAUCUGACCAAAGACUUGUCUCCAAUUCAGUCAGGUUGCUGUAAGCCGCCAACUUCAUGCAACUAUGCAUCAACAAUGGUGGCACAAGAGUCUGACUGCUAUCGCUGGAACAACGAUCCGAACGUUCUGUGCUACGAGUGUGAUUCGUGCAAGGCCGGAGUUCUCGAAGAUGUAAGAAGAAAUUGGCACAAAAUUUCAGUCCUCAACAUUGUUAUGCUUAUCGUCCUCAUUGGAAUCUACUGCAUUGGCUGCUGUGCUUUCCAAAAUGCGAAAAGGGCUGAAUCGGAUUACCCUUAUGGUGAAAACCGGAUGUAUAAAUCCCGUCCCAGAUGGGAUUACCAUUGGAGGAGAUGGAUUCAUGACAGGAGACAGCAGCUUUAUUAG
Messenger RNA from Fraxinus pennsylvanica, 846 nucleotides. The record is from the annotation of a GenBank genome assembly. Lineage: Eukaryota; Viridiplantae; Streptophyta; Magnoliopsida; Lamiales; Oleaceae.